AAUGUCGCAUUCAACAGGUCAGCGCUCAUUUUUCUUCAGCAACUUUAUCGCACAAUUGACACCUCAACAAACGGUCAAGCUUCCAUAGUGUCCGUGAAGGAAUUUUCAGUGAUUGUGUCGUUGACUCCUAAAUUUGGUCGCAAUGCACACGCUGCGUUUAUUGUCAAUAUUAAUUGCCCUUUGGCAUAUCCCAAAGCCGGUCCUGAAGUCCGCUUCAUCACGCCGAUCUUUCAUCCCAAUAUAUACAAUGGCAAUGGUGGCGUUUGCUUAAGUCUUCUCAGUGAAUGGCAUAGCUGUCACAGUCUGCUGGAUGUGGUCAAGGCCCUCAUCUACUUAAUUGAGCAUCCGAAUUUUGAUUCUCCAAAUGACGAAUUUGCAACGAAUGAGAAACUUUACACGAAAAUGACGUUUCGGCUGCUGGCAGGUUUGCGUGUGGAAGGGAGGCGGUAUGCACCUAACCAAGCCUGGUGUGAGUGGGCAGAGGCCAAUGGAUGCCUCCCUCUUGGUGACGAAGACCUUGAAGACGAUUCGAACGAAAUCGGAGAUGCGGUGCAUGUGGAGGCCCAGCAGGAGCCGAACGAACACAUUGAGUCUCUUCCUGGCGUUUCCACCUACGCACAUGAUGCAAAUGAGAAGACCCAUCGCCGCUUCUCGGAUGCUUCCUCUGACACUGUUCCAUCUUUCGCCAAAAUUCGAUUCUCUCUCGAUUCUCUGAAUGGCACGUCACCGUGGACAUACUACGUGCAGUAUUACUUUUGCAACUACUUUAAGACGCAGCGCAUUCUCAUUGGCCACCCAAGUGUGAACGACGAACCUUCACCUCCUUCGGUAUUCUACUACAACGAGCUCCUCGGUAGCCCUGACUAUCGAGGUGAUCUGGGUGAUCUCUACAGCACGCUGUUCGCUGGCGACGUUUUGCACGCCAUGCAGGUCCACCCCGAAUCCAGACAAACCUCCUCUCUUUGUCCCUGGUACCCCUUUUACUACAUUUCUUAUCCUCCCUCCUGUGCUACGGAUUCUGUCUUCGAUCUGACCAAUCUGUUCACAUACACGGAACCACGGAGGCCCUUCUUGACUGCGGACUUUUGUCCGUGGUCGAUGCUGGAUGGACGGGGUAUUCUAGACCUCUUUGGUGGGUUGUUUUGUGAAAAAGGAAUCUAUCCUCGUGGAAGUGACUUUUCUCUUGAUGACGAUGAUGGUGAAUAUCUGGCUGAGCUCUUUAGUGAAAGCCUCCCAAUGGGAGGCGACAAAUUUGUCGAUGCAGAACUAGGAUAUUCACCUCAAAUUGUUGAAUCAAGAGAUGAAGAAGAAAGUGAUCGUGAAGAAGUGGAAUGGUGGCCAGCGGUCGAAGCUGAAAUGCAAAAUAUGCCUGUCAAUGAUGCUUCGUCACUGAAUUCGUCGACAACUAAUUAUCGCACACCAUAUGAAUUUCGACUUCCCGAAAACUCCUGGAGGUGUCGUAAUGAUUUUGAUGAAGCAGCCGUAUCAAUGAAUGCCAACUUGCUUCCACGGUGGCAUUGGAUGUUUCGUCAGACACGAUGGCCUCUUCGA
This is a messenger RNA of Mesocestoides corti, 1551 nucleotides long. Lineage: Eukaryota; Metazoa; Platyhelminthes; Cestoda; Cyclophyllidea; Mesocestoididae. The record is from the annotation of a GenBank genome assembly.